Spea bombifrons (plains spadefoot toad) is the source of this 1162-nucleotide messenger RNA. Its product is annotated as amyloid-beta precursor protein-like. The transcript has 5 exons. Lineage: Eukaryota; Metazoa; Chordata; Amphibia; Anura; Pelobatidae. Gene Ontology annotation, molecular function: serine-type endopeptidase inhibitor activity. Bases 133 to 747 code for a protein of 204 amino acids. The record is from RefSeq and is a predicted model, not a curated record.
GGUGAAAAAAUAUUUGUUAAGAGCUUUGUACAUCCACCCCACUAUGUAUAAGUUAGAAACCUAUACAGAGCUUUCACCAUUCAUUCUUAGGGACAGGUUCAUCCAUCCAUUCUUUAUCCGACCUCGACAAAUAUGUUUAUUUAUGCACCAGUCAUGACGUUGAUUGCAGCCCUACAUAUGACACAUAAUAUACAUACGAUGAUCCACAUGAAGGUGCCCGACUACCUGUCUGAACUUUGUGUUAUGUCAUUACACCUCCUAGGUACUUUUUCCAAUUAUCCAUCUCCCCCUUCGUAUUCAUCCAUCUCACGUCCCGUCCCAGUCCCAGCCCUAAAGUUUUCUCAAACUGAUGAAGAAGAGGCAGGAAGACAACUGAAAGUGGUGGUUAACACCAAUGAUCCCGAUUACGAACACGUGUAUUCGGUAGAGGACUAUACAGAAGGAAUGGACGAAGGUGGAACGGAAAGCACCCUGCUGUCAGAUGAUACGACUGUAGAGACAGCAUCUGAUGUAAAGAAACGUCGGAAGAGACAGGCUCCGGAACUGGAUAUCUGCCACUUGCCCAUGCUUGAGGGAGACUGUCACAAGUACACCUUGAAAUGGUAUUAUAACCACUUGGUGGGAGAAUGUCGCCCGUUUGUAUAUAGUGGAUGCGGCGGAAACCUCAACCGGUUUGAUGAGAUGGAGCUGUGUACCCUUAAGUGUGUUCACCGGAAAGAAGGUACACUUCAGCAAGACGGAAGCUAAGACCCUACGAAACCGCGGACAAUGAUGUACAUUGUAAUAUUUUUGUAAGAUUCACCUAGUUUGUGAAAAACCAUGUAAGCUGCAAAGUCCAAAAGAUCAAGUUCCUGUGUUGUUCCAUCUGGGAAAUAUUUGUGUAUUUUUAAUAUAAAUAUAAUCACCAAAGAUGCAACUUGUAUUACAUGGUGUACUGUAGAGUUCAGUUUUUAUGUAGCAGAGAAACGGUGCUAUUUUUAAUAAUAUUUUUAUACCCAAAGUGAACGUUUUAUCAAGUGAAGUAUAUUAGGACAUUUCAUGGCUUGCACAGAGGAGCUCCAAAUCCAAACUACUGUUUUACCAUCAGUGUCUCAUUGAUAAUAUUAGCCUUUUUUCCCACCGGAAAACAUUUUUUAAUCAAUAAUUAUUUUUCAAAUCAACA